AUGGGACGCCCUUUAACGUGCACUAAUACACGGCAGGCUUUCGGACGAUCGCGACCUCUUUUGGCCAUCUAUUGUCUGCACGUUCUGUUUCCGUGUGCACCUGAAUCCUCUAUCAAAAUCUUCCUCAUCCCGGCCUCUAUCAUCGCAACCUUCACCACCUCCCCAUCCUCACUAUCGCCGUUGCCGCCGUCUACUCGUAUCAAAAAUAGACACCAUUACCGUCGGUUCCAGCAGGAGGUCCUGCAUUGGUCUUCGCCUCAGUCGUAUACCAGGGCAACUCCGAGCGAUUUCGCUGCUGUCAUCAGCAACGCCAAUAGUAGAAAGAAUUACACCAGCAACGAAAGACAUCUUCGAGUGGGUAUUCGCGCGCUCGAUGGUGCAGGUGCUCGUCGGACGCUGACAUUGUCAAAGACCGACGCGCUGUGUUUGCCAGCUGGCUUUGCAUACGUCGGGCAUCCCAGAAUUUGUCAAAGUGGUAUAACGGGACCACCUAAUAGUGUUGAAGCGAUAGUGGAGUGGGUUGGAGGUCCUCCAUUCUUACGCCUAGUUCCCUCACUUCGUCGAACGAACCCGCAUCAACACAACUCGCUUUCGUCCACAGAGAGAACUUCAAUCUUGCUGCUCUUCGGCAGUAUCGAGAAGAUGUUCAAAUUGCAAGCUUUUCCGCCGACAGGUCCACCUGAUCGUCAGCAGCAGGAGCCUUCCAGGCCAGGCUCAGAUGGGAACAAAGACCGACACAUGCCUGACGCCCUCGAAGGUCGUGGCGGCCAUGUUGGUGAAGUUUUGGUGUCGCAACCUCCAAUCCAUACGGAUCCUGAGCAACUCGAGUGCCAUCCAUGGUGUUCUGGUGAUACCACGAGCAACGCCGAUGUACCCUUCGGCCAGCAGUAUGAUAGUGUUGAAGCCGAGCACGAGAUGGAGAAGUCUCCACAGAUUGGCACACGCCCUAAUGUCCAAGGCUCUGAUGAGCUUCAGCAACAAUCUAUCAUAGACGAUCAACGCCCAGCUUCAGUCACAGCUCCGAGCAAUCUUUUGUCGUCGAUGAUAGCCUGGACUCGUGUCCAGGAAUGGCAUGGGACGCUCCCAACUACGGAAACCAUGACAGUCCUUUCGAUCGUCCCAUGA
Messenger RNA from Plenodomus lingam JN3, 1125 nucleotides. NCBI's taxonomy places the organism in Eukaryota, Fungi, Ascomycota, Dothideomycetes, Pleosporales, Leptosphaeriaceae. The record is from RefSeq and is a predicted model, not a curated record.